AUGGCGGAUAACGAUGCAACCACGGAGGAAACUCCAAUCACUUUUACUAUCAAAUCCUCAACCGAUGCGAAGUUCACGCUUUCUCUACCGUUGUCUACACUCGUCUCGAAGCUUAAGGAGAAGCUCGCAAGCUCUGACUAUGCUGACACCCCUGCUGAGCGCCAGCGGUUGAUCUACUCCGGGCGAGUCAUGAAAGAUAGCGAUACCUUGGAAGCUUACAAGAUCAAGGAUGGACAUACUAUCCACUUGGUGAAAAGCGCUGCAAGUAAUCAACAACAUUCUGCCACUGGUGCGCCAUCUAACCCCGCGGCGUCGGGGCCUAACAAUCCAGCCACAACCCAGCCGGCCGCUGCCGCUGGCGUUCCAACGAAUCUGGCUGCUGGAACUGGCAACAAUCCUCUUGCUGGUCUUACAGGUGCUCGUUACGCGGGUUUCGCGCAGCUCCCUGGAGCUGGUCUUUUCGGACCUGACGGUGGGAUGGGCCCUCCUCCUGACUCUGAAGCAAUGUUGAGCAUGCUCGAAAAUCCUCAAAUUCAGUCGCAAAUCAAUGAGGCGCUUCAAAACCCAGCUAUGAUCGACUUGAUGAUUCAACAAAACCCAAUGCUCCGUGAUAUGGGCCCUAUGGCACGUGAAUUGAUGCAGCGACCAGCAUUCCGUCAAAUGCUGACUGAUCCUGCAUCCAUACGCCAGAUGAUGCAGAUGCAGCGGGCAAUGGGGAUGGGUGGUGGUGGUGGUCUGGGUGGUGGCGAGAGCGCCUUCCCGGCUCCAGGUGUUACUAAUACCACCGAGGGUACCCAAAACAAUCAGCAACAGAACACUCCGCCAAACCCUUUUGGCCAGAUGCCGAACCCAAUGAUGGGAGGCAACCCAUUCGCUGCUUUGUUUGGUGGACAAGGCCUCCGCCAGCCUCCUACUACUGGAGAAAAUCCCUCCGAAACUGCUACCGGCAAUAGAGGUGAUUCAGCUCAGUCAACGACGUCCGCAAGUGGGACAUCAGACCCUGCUGCGGGAUCGGCUCAAAAUCCAUUUGCUUCGCUGCUCAACCCGGCUUUGUUUGGCAAUGCUGGUCAGGGUGGAAUUAACCCUUUCGACCCGCAGCAGAAUCCCUUUCUGCGUGAUCCCGCUCUCAUGAGUCAAAUGAUGCAGGGAAUGGGAGGGCAAGGCGCUGGAGAGGGUGCUGCAGGCGCAAAUCCGCUUGCUGCAUUGCUUCAGGGAGGCGCUGGCUUCGGCACUUCACAGCCACCUGACAACAGACCUCCAGAGGAAAGGUACGCCGAUCAACUUCGUCAGCUGAAUGAUAUGGGUUUUUUCGAAUUUGAGCGUAACAUUGAGGCGCUCCGUCGGUCUGGCGGUAGCGUUCAGGGUGCCGUGGAAUACCUUCUCAGCAACCAUUCCUAG
Penicillium diatomitis is the source of this 1398-nucleotide messenger RNA. Its product is annotated as ubiquitin domain-containing protein DSK2. NCBI's taxonomy places the organism in Eukaryota, Fungi, Ascomycota, Eurotiomycetes, Eurotiales, Aspergillaceae. The record is from RefSeq and is a predicted model, not a curated record. Bases 1 to 1398 code for a protein of 465 amino acids. The transcript has 2 exons. Gene Ontology annotation, biological process: ubiquitin-dependent protein catabolic process. Gene Ontology annotation, cellular component: cytosol. Gene Ontology annotation, molecular function: polyubiquitin modification-dependent protein binding.